AUGCCUUUGCAGAAAGCACUACUUAUCGCUAUCGAUUACCGCGGUAAGGAUGCACUGGUAGGACCCGGGCACGGCGUUUACGAACUCAAGGAAUUACUACUUGGAUCGGCCAAGCUGGCUACGACCAAGAAAAAACAACAUUUCGCGGGGCAUGCAUCUCAAGAGCCUGCUGACAAUGAUCCCAAUGAGGAGGAUGGUCAGGACGAAGGUAGAUAUAUUUUCUGGUCAUUUGUCAUCCGGCGCUCUGAGCACCUUGAAGAGCUUCUUGCCGAGGACGGCCUCCCUAUCCGUGACAAUGACCUACGGGCCCUACUCGUCGACCCACUUCCAGCAGGAAGUAGUCUCGUGGUAAAGUUACUGUUUUAUGGGAUGUAUUCGCUGCUAAUCAGCUCCGGGAUCUGGAAUAAAGACCUGGAGCACUAUCAUUGCAAUGCACCUUGGAAUCCUGCGAGGAAGACCUCACCCAUAGUACUUCGCCAUCAUCCAGCACCGGAUUCUCGUCCGUCAUUCCUUCAUCGAAGAAGUAGCUCGUCAUCUUCUUUGGGUCGCAGAAUGUCUUGGGCAUCUCCACCUGCGAUCAAUACAGAAGAUUCAUGGACUAGGAUUAUAUGCACAGGCGACUGCCCUCAGAUUGAUAAUGAAGUAGCCAACGUUGUCUCAAUAUCGGCCUGCAUGGAUUCUCAGCUUUGCUGGGAGGAUUCCGCCGGAAAUUCUAUUACUCAUGUUUUGGUGAAUUAUUUGAGGAACAAUCCAGACAGCACUUUGUACGAGGUGGUUCUGGAACUCAGUCGUAAGCUCCAGCGGGUAGGAUGGGAGGUUGAACGACAACAAUCCAUAGAAGGUGAUCCUAUGAAUCCCGGACAGGUCUAUCAGCUCCCGCAGAUCGGAAGCCACUGCACUCUCGACUUGGAUAGCCCGUUCAUCCUGUAG
Messenger RNA from Gloeophyllum trabeum ATCC 11539, 930 nucleotides. RefSeq lists its product as uncharacterized. The transcript has 11 exons. Bases 1 to 930 code for a protein of 309 amino acids. NCBI's taxonomy places the organism in Eukaryota, Fungi, Basidiomycota, Agaricomycetes, Gloeophyllales, Gloeophyllaceae. The record is from RefSeq and is a predicted model, not a curated record.